Molecule: messenger RNA, 3187 nt
Organism: Arvicola amphibius (Eurasian water vole)
Lineage: Eukaryota; Metazoa; Chordata; Mammalia; Rodentia; Cricetidae
Product: protein FAM169B-like
Exons: 10
Coding region: 1324-2511 (395 amino acids)
Source: RefSeq, a predicted model, not a curated record
AUGAGGAAGGACAUGUGACAUUCCCGUGGCAGCUGUGCUCUGUGUCUGCAGGAGGCUUUGGUUUGGGGGCAGUACCGUCCAAAGGGGAUUUGAGGGUACCCCACAAUAAUUUACAUCCUGACAUGCCUUAAGUCGCCCCCCACCCCCCGCAUCCAUUCUCUCCCUCCUCUCUACAUGUUUUUAAUUUCCCUGAUGCCAAAACCUUCUUAGGUUCCACUGGGCCAUCUGUUGCUGUCAUUUUAGCUUAGAACAGAGCUGAAAGAAAGGAGAAAACCAGACACAGCCUGGUCCUGUUACCACCCUCAUCUUUUACCUUGAACUUCUUCCCUGUCUGUGAACUAAAGACUGGACUGCCUUAUAAGAAUUAAUUGGGACCCUGUGUACACGGGAAUUCAUGGUUGGUCCCCGUGUCAUUAGUAGUGAGCAUAGAGAAAGCUGUUCAUUUUGGUUUUUGAAAAGUUGGAUUUUCUGAUAAUUCGUGCUGCUAAUGAAGCAGAGAGGAUAAUAAAGCAUAAAUAAUAAUAAUAAUAUAUAACUAUAUAAAAAUAAUAAAGCAGAGAGGAUAAUAAAGCAAAAAUAAUAAUAAUAUAUAACUAUAUAAAAAUAAUAAAGCAGAGAGGAUUGAUGGUUAACAGAGCUAGAAAGCAGGCUGAAGCAAGACAGAAGCUCGUGCAGUUUGUAUGACCCACCGCAGAAAGGGACAAGAGUGUCAGGGGACAAGAGAGAAGUGAGUGGGACCUUGGUUUGGAGGCCUCCCGUGUCCUUUUGAAAGCAUUGCAUAUGUCAAAGGUCAUACGUUAGGGUUCCUACUGCUGUGAAGAGACACUACGACCACAGCAACUCUUAUAAAGGGACACAUUUAUUUAGGGUGACUCGCUUACAGUUCAUAGGUGCAGUCCGUUAUCAUCGUGGCAGGGAAUAUAGAGGCAUGCGGGCAGAUGUGCUGCUAGCUACAUCCUGAUCAGAAGGCAGCAGGAGGGCGCUGCGACACUGAGCAAAGCUUAAACUAAAGGGACCUCAAAGCCUGCUCCCACAGACACAUGUCCUUCAGCAAGGCCACACCCACUUCAGCAAGGCCACACCCACUCCAGCAAGGCCACACCCACUUCAGCAAGGCCACCCCUCCCAACAGUGCCACACCCUAUGAACUACCACUGGCCACCAGUUGAGUUAUCAGUUUUGAACCCUAGGGAGCAGCACCAGAGGGUAAAGAAGCAGUGGAGAGCUGAAUACUGAGGGACCUGAGCGCUUGCAAGUUCCACGUGAAGGACUGUAGAGAAUGAAUGUGCUUUGUGGUAGAGGAACAAAGGGUUUGUAACAAAAAUGGAAGCUCUUGGUCGCAGGGCAGCUGCCUUUCAAGAGGCCUACCCUGUGGAUACCCUGCAGGACGACUCAGAGGGCCAGCAGGCAGCUGCAAAGGUUUACUAUGACUUGCUCAGGGAAGGAGCCCAGGCCUCAGCAGAGGUUUUCUCCCUUCCCACUGGGGAGCAGGUCAGACUUGAAACUUCAUCUCUUCGAUUUUGCGCUAUGUACCGUGAUGAACCUCAACAUAAAUUACUGACUUUGGUUAGUCCCCAGGACACAAAGACAGUUGUGGCUGUUUAUUUAAAAGACUCUUGGUGGUCCAUUGAAGACGUCCUAAGAACUUCUGAUCCCACAAGGGAAGGGCUCAUGAAGGUUCAGUCCUUCGGGGAAAGGAUUGUACUUUUUGUUCUCAACACCAUUGUUUUUGGAAGACUGGAGAGAAGUCUGGAUGACGAUGACAUGUUUUUCUUACCUCACCCGGCGAAGGAGCAAGCUAAGAUUCUGUGGAGAGACGGAGCGGCAGUUGGAUUUUAUUCAAUCAAAAUGAAAGGCAGCCUCUGUGGUGACGGCACUGGGGCAUGCUACCUGCUGCCUGUCUUUGACACCGUGUUUGUGCGGAGGAAGAACCGCAGCCAAGGCCUGGGGACAGCCAUGCUGAGGGACUUCUGUGACACCUUUCGAGAAGAUGAAGCCCUGGGUAUCAGUUGCCCAAUUUCUCCUGCAAUGUACAAAGUCCUCAGGAGGUUCCUGUUGAUCCAUCCAGGCGAGAAAGGGCGCUUGUGGGAGGUGGAGCCCCCAGGGGCCUGGGGCCAGCGUGCCAACAUCUGGCUCAAGGUUUGUCUUCAGGAGGCGAGACCUCAAGAUGGGACCACAGUGCAUCCUAAAUGUUCUGAAGAGGACACAAACACCCCAAGGCAAACUUCUCAGGGUGAUGGAGCCACACAAUUUGAUCACGGAGAAAGCCUUAAGGAGUGGAUUACUGAAGAACGGGAGACACAGAACGACCCAGAAAGUGUCAAAAGAGAGGAGGAAGCUGGGAUGCUCCCGAGACCCUCCUGGGAUGAGACGGAGGACAAGGGAGCCAAGAGGACAGCAGCGGUCGCUGGGCUGGUUAGUGAGCCGUGGCGGAAGCGUGCACUGCAAGCUCCUAACUCCUCAGAGGUUCAUCUCGCUUCAUCAGGAUCUGAGCCUGAGGGUUUGAAGUAGCCCUGAAUAGUCUCUGAAGAUGGAGACAGUGUCAAUGGGUCCUGCCUAUCUCUGCUCACCUUUUAGGCUCUGGGCCGAGGGAGUCUGAAGAAGUUCUGGGGUAGGCCAAAUAUGCUCUGUAAAGUAAAAUGGCUUCCACUCCCUAGGAAUAUGGUAUGCAUGGGGCCGUGUGAAGGGGUCUCUUAGUAGAAACGGACUCAGAGACGGGCCAUGGUCCCGACCCAUGAUAAGCAUUCAGCCCUGUUGGGACCUCAGAAUGCAGCUCCAGAGGUUUUCAGGAAGACAGGUUCCUUCUCUGGGGACUUGUCAGUCACUUCAGAGCCCCUUGAGGGCAAACACCAGGGGUUAUAACAUCCACUAUGCCAGGGUCAGGUGGUGCCCACUGUGGGCCCAGUGGGUUCAGCCUAUUGUGUUCUGCUGUCUGGACAUGGGGUAGGGUUUCUCCUAGAGAGAGCUGGUCUGUUCUUUAUGUCUCCUGAAUGGUCAAAGGACCCAUGCCGUGGGACCUCAGUUACUUACAUGUUCACCAAAGCACCCGGUGGUGUGGCAGGUCGUUCUGUACAUGUGUUGCUUUUAUUGGUGAAUGAAUAAACGCGCUGCUUUUGGCCAAUGGCUUAACAGAAUACAGCCAGGCUGGAAGAGCUCUAUAUAGAGAGAGUAGGCGGAGUCAGGGAGA